Saprolegnia diclina VS20 is the source of this 1738-nucleotide messenger RNA. RefSeq lists its product as hypothetical. NCBI's taxonomy places the organism in Eukaryota, Oomycota, Saprolegniomycetes, Saprolegniales, Saprolegniaceae. Gene Ontology annotation, molecular function: protein binding. The record is from RefSeq and is a predicted model, not a curated record. The coding region runs from base 35 to 1738 and encodes 567 amino acids. The transcript has 6 exons.
UUUCGCUCGAAACCGCUAGCAAGCUCAAGGGACAAUGGCGGCCGAGGUCCCGACAGCGAGCGAGAGUCUCCUCGUCAUUGAUGCCGCCUCCGACUUGCUUCCGAUUAUACCGAGCGACAACCAAACAAGUCCGCUGCCCAAGGAAGCCCCCGAAAUGCCAAGUCUCGCAAAAACCACCCCGCCCCCCGCCCCCCUCCCGCAUCGUCGUCUCUCAAAGCACGCGAUCGAGGCCGCCAGCGUCAAGGUGGUCGCGUCGACCGAGGUGGCCGAACCCUCCAAGCUGGACGCCACGGCGGACGCUGAGCCCACUGCACCUGAAAAAACGAGUCCGCCGAAACCCAUCCUCGUACCGUCGGGCGCCCCCCGCAGCCAUCGGGACGACGCCCCCGAACCGGCCAGUAGUAUGCACUUUGAGAUGUAUGAAGACGACUCGGACGAGACGCCGUUGCUCGAAGCCAAAAGCGAUGCGACAUCAUCGCCCAUCUACGACGACGAGUGGGUCGUCUGUCAAACCGAGGUAGGGUACGCGUACUACUACAACACGCGGACCCAUGCGUCGCAGUGGGAAGCGCCGCUCGCUGACGACAACGGUCGCGAUGCCUUCUUUAGUGCGGUGACCGCAGGCGAUGUGGGCGCGACGACGCGGCUGCUCUUGCGCCAUGGACGGCAACUGCUUGACGCCACGGACCACAACGGGCGAUCCGCUGUGUGGUAUGCGCUUGGACACAUGAGCAUGGCGCAGCUUCUCUUUGAGAGCGGUGCGAACUUGGACCUCACGGACGUGGACGCAAACGGCCUCGUGCACGUCGCGACGCGACAGCGCAACAUUGCCUUUCUCACACUCCUCGCGGUCUACGGCGCGAACUUGGACCUCGCAGAUGGUGCGCAGCAGACAGCGCUGCACAUUGCCGCCGCGUGCGGGUACCAGCGCUGCGUGGACGUGCUACUGCGGCACGGCGCGACGCCCGACGUGCUCGACUCGGCCGCUCGGUCGCCGCUGCAGCUAAGUACGCUGGGCAACCAUGUAUCGUGCGUCCAGCUGCUACAGACAGCUUCGGCGCAGCCAGCCGAGAGGUCUGACACCGCUUUGCUGGCGCAGCGGGCAGAGUUUGAACGCGAGAUGCAAAAGGCGCUGGCGCAAUGCGACGAGCUGCAGCAGCGCUACACGACGCUCGAGACCGCGCACCGCAUCGCCAACGCCCGCAUUGUCAUGCUCGAGGCGGUUGUCGACCGCUGCGAGAAGGACCUCGAUGCUGAGCGCGCGCUCUUGUGGCAAAAGGAACAAGCUUUCAACGACGCCCAGCAAGCCCAGUAUGCUACGCUCCAAGACCUCCAGCGUCAAGUCGACGACGUCGUUCAAUUCGCUGCACGAUCCCGGUGCGAAGUGACCGCGCUGUCCGAAAGCCACGCCCCCGAACGAGAGAGCGCGGGGCCCCUAUACGUCGAGGAAGAUGACGCGACAUCGUUGGAGCCGUCCGACACGAUUGCAUUUGACGAUGACGAGAUGAACGGUGUCGUCAAGGUUGACGAGACACCGAUUGCGCCGGAGCGUGUCGGGGCCAUCUGGAGUGCCUUCUUCAACAACGCUGCCAAAGCACGCGCACACGACGACGGUCCGUCCAAGGUUUUGGACGCCGUUUAUGACGGCGACCUUGUCACGCUGCAAGCGCUCCUCGUGCACGGCGCGUCACCGGAUUCGCGCAACGACGACGACCAGACGCCGCUGCACAUUGCGUAA